Messenger RNA from Harpegnathos saltator (Jerdon's jumping ant), 804 nucleotides. RefSeq lists its product as uncharacterized. The transcript is spliced from 2 exons. Lineage: Eukaryota; Metazoa; Arthropoda; Insecta; Hymenoptera; Formicidae. The record is from RefSeq and is a predicted model, not a curated record. The coding region runs from base 141 to 527 and encodes 128 amino acids.
CGUGUUACCGUUAAUGGCUCUCGCGUUACCGCAUUACCGCCUUGUUGUCCUCGUUACCGCGACUCACAAUCUGCGAUGGCUCGUCCCUCGUUACUCGGAAACGAUCGGCCGAAACUCGAUGCCGUCGCGUUAACGCCGCCAUGCAAAGAGGUCCGCAACAAUUACCCCCCUUUUCGGCGGUUCGGCUUCUCUGCAAACAUCGCGAUCGCGUAGUUUGCGUAAAAAUGGACGCGAAAAAAAGAGACUUCUAUUUCUGGUCGAAAACUACGUUCUCUUUCUACAUUUUUGAAAUAUACUUCGAAAGUGCUCAUCUCGAGUGCUACUUCAAGAGCAAGAGAGGGCUCUCGCUGAAUUUGGAGUUCUUGAUAAAAACAUUGAGACAUUGCCGACGAGCGGAAAAUUUACGAGAAAUGACCCGUGAAGAAAAUUUCGAUUUGAACUUUGCUGUUGAAAACGUCGAAAAUUGUGAAACCGUAAUCGCGACAGGUAACAACAAUCCUCCAGUCGAUGUUUUCCCGGCGGAAUGAAGGGGAAUUAAAGGACGGGGAAUUAAAGGAAGAAACUUUUUGUUCUCCAAAUAUUUUCCGCGUAUUUUGUAUAUUUCACAUUUGAGAUUAUGAUAUUUUGUAUUGCAAAUUUUUCCAGCGUUGGUUACGCGGAUACUUUUCAGGAACGAGCGGGGCUUUCCCUCCCCCCCGCCCCUCCCCGCGGUAGUAGUUCGCCAGGGCUAUAUAGUAAAAAACAAACCAAGAAAAAAAAAAGAAAAAAAAAACACGCGAGUAGAGAAACGUCCGUUCUGAAGAA